Triticum dicoccoides is the source of this 3536-nucleotide messenger RNA. Its product is annotated as transcription termination factor MTERF4, chloroplastic-like. Gene Ontology annotation, molecular function: double-stranded DNA binding. Gene Ontology annotation, biological process: regulation of DNA-templated transcription. The record is from RefSeq and is a predicted model, not a curated record. The transcript has a single exon. Bases 79 to 1239 code for a protein of 386 amino acids. NCBI's taxonomy places the organism in Eukaryota, Viridiplantae, Streptophyta, Magnoliopsida, Poales, Poaceae.
CGGAGACACACACGCCGCUCGAAUUCCCCACCCCCACCGUCGCCGCCGCCGCCGCCGCCGCCCCGCCGUCGCGGCGCCAUGCUCCACCUCCGGCAGCGCGUCCUCUCUCAUCUCCUCUCCGCGGCACCAACUCCCUCUACCUCUCCACUCCUCCGGCACCGCCUCCUCUCCGCCGCCGCGCCCGCCAUUUCCCCGAAUCCUAGCUUCGCCGUCGAGGAGUACCUCGUCGCCACCUGCGGCCUCACCCGUGCGCAGGCACUCAAGGCCUCCUCCAAGCUCUCCCACCUCAAGUCCUCCGCCAACCCCGACGCCGUGCUCGCCUUCCUCGCCGGCCUCGGCCUCUCCGGCGCUGAUGUCGCGGCCGUCGUCGCCAAGGACCCGCAGUUCCUCUGCGCCGGCGUGGAGAGAACCCUGUCCCCCAUCGUCGACGGGCUCACCGGCCUCGGACUGUCGCGUUCUGAAAUCGCGCGACUCGUCUCGCUCGCCCCGGUCAAAUUCAGCCGUAGAUCCGUCGUCUCCAAGGUAGAGUAUUACCUGCCGCUCUUUGGCUCCAUCGACAACUUGCUCCGGCCCCUCAAACACGGCUCCGGCUUCCUCGGCUCCCACCUCGAGAGGGUGGUCAAGCCCAAUGUGAAGCUCCUAGCAGAGUGCGGGCUAGGUGCUUGUGAUAUUGCCAAGCUCUUCAUCCGUGAGCCAAGGAUGAUUAGCGCCAAACCAGGGCGUGUCCUGGCGAUGGUUGCGUGCGCUGAACGUUUAGGUGUGCCCCGUGGCUCUGGAAUGUUCAGGCAAGCGCUGCACACCAUCUCAUGCUUCAGCGAGGACAAGAUCGCUGCCAAACUGGACUACUUGAAGAAGACACUUAGGUGGUCAGAUGGCGAGGUCCGCAUUGCUGUGUCCAAGUGUCCGGUUUUGCUGAGUAGGUCAAAUGAUGUGCUGCAGCGCCUGUCAGAGUUCCUUAUCUCUGAGGCGGGGUUGGAGCCGGCCUACAUUGCACAUCGCCCUGCUAUGCUCACUUACAGCCUGGAGGGACGGCUUAGGCCCCGCUACUAUGUUGUGAAAUUUCUUAAGGAGAGUGGAUUGCUAAAUCAUGACAGAGACUACUAUAGUAUGGUGGUGGUCAGCGAGAAGGAAUUUGUGGAGAAGUUCAUAUGCCCUCACAAGCAAGCUGCACCACACCUUGCUGAAGACUAUGCAGCUGCUUGCACAGGGCAGGUGCCUGCUACAUUCAGAUUUACAUGAACCAAGAAGCAGGAAAAAGGAUUGCUAGAGCGCGAGUGGAACUACUAUUCAGCAGUCUUGGUGACAAAGAAGAUUUUCAUGGAAAAGUUCGUAUGCCCUCAUGAGGAAGCUGCCCCCACCUUGCCGAAGACUAUGCUGCCACUUGUAGGGAAGUGCCUUCUAAUUUCAGAAUUACAUGACCAAGAACGGGCCAUGAGAAUUUGUAAUUGCGUAUGGCGCAAAAAAGUUUACACUGUGUAGUGAGCUGGUAAUCUCUGUCUGUGUGCCUGAGUGGAUGUUGGUUGUCUGCUAUAAUAUGUCAGGUACAUGCUAAUUUAGCGUCUCUAGUCCUGAAUGAAACUGAUAAUUUUACUGUGAGUCCUUGUAUGUCCAUUACAUCAUUCAGUUGAGAAGAAAGAAUUUACAGUACAAUUAACCUGUCCAUUGUGAUGUCAUAUUGGCAUGCAUACUAGAACUAAGAGAGUGUGACAUCAGGGCAUUCUGCAAAUGCUUUCAAAUAUAUUAAUGAAGAGUAUAUCUGCACGCCCUAUAUGUUUAUGUUCUCAAUUGUCAUUGCAGCUUAAUCCUGGGUCAAUCUAUCUUUCCAUGAAAAAAGGUUCUCAUUUUUCCCAUGAAGAUGAUAUGAAGUCCCAAAAUUGGCUGAAUGUCUUUUUUUAUGGGAACAAAUCUGGAAUUUAUGUGUUAGUCACUGCUGAGGUUGCGGUUUUGAUCUAGUCGGUUGGUUGCUUCCUCUAGUUUUUCUGAGUUGAAACUCUUCAUCCUUCCUGCAGUAGCUUUGUUUACAAGAUAUUAACUGUUGUGAAAGCAGGUCAUUGUUUACUACUAGUAGUUUGUAUCCGUUUUUCCGUUUGUUUUUCUCUUAUAUUCUUGGAUGGCCUACUGGCUGAUACUUUUUAUAGGAGUAUCUGAUGUCAAAACUGAAUACUUCAGUAGUUGGCCAGUAGCAUUUUGUUGACAGCUUACCCAUUUAACACUAUGUAACGGAUAUUUUGAAGGCCCUUGUAUUUGUACCAGAGACACAAAUUGAUGCCUGUAUGGUAUGGUGCCAAAAAACAGAGGGCAUUUCAUACACUAUGAAGGAACUUAUGUUAAGGUAAUCUUCAAAAGGGUCUUGGCAUUACCAUGUUAAUCUCUGCCAUACCUGUUAAUUAAUUUAUUCCAUAUUAGCACUAUUUAUAUAGAUGCGGUCACCUUUAUCCAUUGACAUAAUUUUUAAGAGAUAGUAAGGUGGAUCUUAUGUACCAUCCUCUGUUUUAUGUUUUGCAUUUUUAGAUGACUUUUAUAUUUGCUUUAGUUGUGUUGGUUAGAAUCUCUUCUGAAGACAUGUAGGCUGGAAUUGGAGAAAGGAGAAUGAAGAUGUCGAAGACUAUUACCUUAGCCAAAAGAGAUGGUCCUAGACAGAGAUGAUAUCCUAACCAAGCUUGGUACAGAGUAUUAACAUUUGAGGAAAUGCAGUAUUUUUCUCAGAUAUACUGAAUGUCAUAUCUUCUGUUUUCAGUUAAAUCUCAGUUUAGGGCUAGGCACGCAUGUACCAUCUGUCAGAUAUAGCGUAGUUAUAGAAUCUUGCAGAAUUUUGAACACGGAAAUUUCCUCAACUAAGAUUCAAGUCUUUGUGAGGAGAGGAUGGUGCACAUUUGUAUGUUCUUGAUGUUAGGCUGUGGAAAUCGGAAGAAAUGAGAUCUUAGCUGUGUGCUUGCUAUUAUUGGCAAAGAGCUCUGAUUUGAAGUGAAGAUCAGUUGUGUGUCUCUUCUCUAGUGCUUAGGUUAGCCUGUGGGAAUUAUAGAAAUAAGAUUAUUGCAAUGAAGGUUAGCCUGUGGGUCGAUUGAUGGAAGAGGUGACUUGCCAGGUGAUUAUGAAUUGAAAAAUGGUACUUUCAUCAAGUAAGAAUUGGCUGGGCAAUAAAGAGGAGCAUACUGACUAAUUUACUGAAUGUUGUAGAUUGAUGGUGCUUUCUUUCUUCCAGGAGAAGAUGUGAUGAAACUGGAUAUAGAUGCAUAGUUUGUUCUUCUUUAUGAAUGAUGAAACUGGAGAUCGACCAAGUAUGUUGGCUGGGCCUUUGCUACACUGCACUUGAUUCUGAAGGCUUUGUUAGUUGAUGAUGCCCUGAAGCUUCCUUAUGUAACAAGUAUUUAUAACCUGACGCAUUCUGGGGUUUUAUUCAGAGAAGCUCCUACUUUUCUCUUUCUGAAUUUUGCAAGUUAUUUAAUUUUCUCGUAUUGCCCUAGAUAUUGUAUGUAAACUUUAGAUAUGUUACACUUGGUGCAUUUAUAUUUCUAUGGUUGAAGGAAAUUAAACAA